GGUCGCGGACUUGAUAGCCUUUACGCGAUCCCAAUUGUUGGAGAAAUCAAACCAUUUAUCGUGAGCUUGUAACAAAAGUUGUGUUAACAUAGGCCUUUGGUCACUAGUGGCGUGCAUAAUCUUCGUGUCUUAAACUUGUCACUAUGAUAAUGAAUAAUGUUCACUAGAUAGACAACACGUAACGUUAAACUAAUGGCGUAUCCGAUAGAAACUUCGCCAGGAAAAUCACUGCCUAAAUUGUCGAGAAAUUCGAACCCUUAUCACAUCAAACGUCCAAUGAACGCAUUCAUGGUCUGGUCGAGAUUGCAAAGAAAGAAGAUAUCCAUGAUGAAUCCGAAGCUGCAUAACUCUGAGAUAUCCAAGCGACUUGGCUUAGAAUGGAAAAGCUUGGAUGAAACCGAGAAGAGGCCUUUCAUAGACGAGGCGAAGAGAUUAAGGUUGAAACACAUGAAUGAUUAUCCGGAUUACAAAUACAGACCACGUCGAAAGAACCGACUCGAUACUUCCGCGUAUGGAAAUCCAGCUUUAUAUUCCACUCGAGAGACCUUCGUUGAGAUUGAGCCUCGAGUUGACAGUAAUUACCAGUUGCCAGUAAACUACUCAGAUCCUCAGUACAUGUAUAACAACGUCAUUAGUUACACAGUGCCGAUAUCUCAAGGCUCCUUCAUGUCACCAAUGAGGCCUAAAGAGGAGAAUUUGCCGAGUCUAGAUUUGAGGCCAUUGCCGUCAAUUGAGAGUAUUUCACCCAGGCCCUUUGCGGUUGUCAACCAGCAGAUGAUGGUGAAGGCAUACCCAAAUUUACACUACGUACCCGAAGACGUUGCAAGAUUAUCAUAUCAUUACCCUUUUAGUGUUCAAUAGAUUAGAUAUUUUUUCGGUUACCAUAAAA
This is a messenger RNA of Vanessa atalanta (red admiral), 889 nucleotides long. RefSeq names its product transcription factor sox-2-like (gene SoxB3). The coding region runs from base 193 to 861 and encodes 222 amino acids. The transcript has a single exon. Gene Ontology annotation, molecular function: RNA polymerase II cis-regulatory region sequence-specific DNA binding; DNA-binding transcription factor activity, RNA polymerase II-specific. Gene Ontology annotation, biological process: regulation of DNA-templated transcription; anatomical structure morphogenesis; cell differentiation. NCBI's taxonomy places the organism in Eukaryota, Metazoa, Arthropoda, Insecta, Lepidoptera, Nymphalidae. The record is from RefSeq and is a predicted model, not a curated record.